This is a messenger RNA of Tremella mesenterica DSM 1558, 342 nucleotides long. RefSeq lists its product as uncharacterized. The transcript is spliced from 2 exons. Bases 1 to 342 code for a protein of 113 amino acids. Lineage: Eukaryota; Fungi; Basidiomycota; Tremellomycetes; Tremellales; Tremellaceae. The record is from RefSeq and is a predicted model, not a curated record.
AUGGUAUCGGCAGAAGAACGUCGUUGGCGUUGGCAUAACCGUUGGCAUCGUAAUGAAACCACCAAUGGUAUCACCCAGACUGAUCAGGCAUCAAAGACGAACCAAAUGGGUCAAGAAACGAAAAAGGAUAAAGGGGAAACAUGGGAAGAAUUAGAUAAACUCAAAGGGUCUUUUAUGGCUUUAUGGGAAGAACGUAGGAAAGCCGCUUCAGAAGCUCAGAAUCAAGCGAAUGAACGUGCUAGAGAAUUCGCUAGAGAGAAGAUGGAUAGUUUAAGUGCUACUCUUGAGAUGUUGAGGCAGAGGUUGGAGAAAGAAGAUGAAGAGAAAAGGAGGGUAGUCUGA